AUGAGGGUCGCCAUGGAAGAAAGGCUAACUAUGCGCGUAGGUGGUCAAGUCGAAGUCUGUUACAAAGACGAUGGCUUUGAUGGCAUUUGGUACAAAACCACUAUCAAGCCAGCAACUCCAACGAAACCCAAAUCUGGAUUACAUGUGACUCCUCUUACUGCACACUCCAAAAAUUGCUUGAUUCGACCUGUUCCUCCUGUCCAUGUGCAAGCUCGCAUCAGUAUCGAGGAAGGCUGCGUCGUUGACGCGUCUCGUAACGAUGGGUGGUGGACUGGUCUUGUGGUCAAGGAGAUUGAGGAUAACAAGUUCUUGGUGUUCUUCGAUUCAGCGGAUGAUAUUUUUCAGUUUGAGAGAAAGGAUUUGAGACCUCAUCUUGACUGGGUCGAUAAGAAAUGGUGGGUCGUACCUAAACCUAAAUUACAGCUCUUCAAACGUUUGACUGAGGAGUCCAUGUUUAGUUCGGGUACAAUGGUGGAAGUGAGAUCCAAGCUUAAUAAAGUAGAAGUCAUAUGGGUUCCUGCAAUGAUUAUUAGAGAAAUUGAGGAGAUUGACAAGGAUGAUGAAGAGAGUGAGGAGGAUGAUGAUGAAAAGAGUGAGGAUGAUGGUGAUGAUAAAGAAGAGAUUGAGGAUGAUGAUGAAGAGAUUGAGGAGGAGAAUGAGGAUGGGAAGAAGUAUAUUGUUAAGUUUUGUGACAAGUCAUUGAGCUGCGAAGGUAGCGAUACUGAUGAGACGAGACUUAACAAAACCGUUGGUUUGCGUAGUGUUCGGCCUACACCGCCUCCUUUUUCGGUUGGAGAGUUUCAGUGCAUGGCAAGUGUAGAGGCGUUUCUUGGUACAGGAUGGUAUCAAGGGCAAGUGACAGAGAUUCUCUCUCAGAGACGGUAUACGGUUCUUUUAAAGGCUAAAAAUGAGGAAUUCGUGUUCGACCACUCGGAUCUCAGGCCUUUUAAGGUGUGGGAAGAUGGUGUUUGGAAGGCAAAGGACACGCCGUUAAGUCAAGCAUCAGGAAAUAAGAUGGAUGGUAAUACUCCAUCACUAACAAAAGAACCUGGUCCACCUGUAACCCCAUCUCCGGGCAUAACUCCGCAACCGUUGAAACAAGCAGAGGCUGAAACUCAAGAAAAGUCACGCAAGAGGAGACUUCUGCAAGUGUUAAAUCAGAUUGGCUUCGGAUACGAUUUAACAAAUGAGAAUGAAAAUAACGAAGAUGACAAUCGAAAGAGGAAAAGAGUUGCUAGUGUUGAGGAAAACGAAGCAAAUGAUACAAGUACAACAAUGGAUUUGCCUUUUGAGAAGAAGCUACGGAUUUGGAAAACAGUUGAAUCAAUGGAGGUAUUCAAAACAGUCCCACAAACUCCACAUUUCAGGCCAUUGGUAGAGACUCAAGAAGACAUCCGUGAAAUGUCUGCGGUUGGUAUGAUGUUUACCUAUUCAGACUUACUAGAAGAAGUCAAAGGUCUUCGAUUCUUCAAUCCCAUAAGCACAUUUAAAGGCCACAUUGAAUCCUUUGCCGUGUUAGAGAAGCACGGGUCUGAUGUAAAAGAGCCUCUUUCGCGGAUCCAGAAGCUCUUGUCUCUGAAAGAUAGGCAAGCAAAGAAAAUGGAGGAACUGAUAGGUGCUGAGAAAGGGAUUUCAGAGAAAUACGGCGAAAUGGUUGAGAACAGACGCAAGAUUCUCGAGCUGCAAAGACUGAAUGAAGAGGCGGAGAAGGAGAUAGCUCAGAUGAAGUCAAGUGUGGAGACGAUUGACCAAGAGCUUGAAGAUGUGGAGCUUCAGUUUCAAACAACUGCAUCAGGUCCAUGGUAA
This is a messenger RNA of Microthlaspi erraticum, 1806 nucleotides long. The record is from the annotation of a GenBank genome assembly. NCBI's taxonomy places the organism in Eukaryota, Viridiplantae, Streptophyta, Magnoliopsida, Brassicales, Brassicaceae.